AUGUCUGCUGCACCUGUUGUUUUCCAUGACUUUGACCCAGAGCCUGAGGUCGAGUUUAUACAUGUUGAACCUGCUCCAGCUGAUCCAGAGCUUGGAGUUGCACCAGAGCCUAUUUUCGCUCCCGACCCUAUUCUUGUUGAUGCACCAGUUGAUGUUCCAUUUGUUCUACCCGUCACUCCACCUGCUGCACCUGUUUCCGCACCCGUUGAUGUUCCACUGUUCCACCCACACGUAUCUGACACCCACCGCACCGGCUUACCCACUACAUUUCUUCAGGACAUACCUCCUCCCUGUCCAGGGGAAGGACUUUCUACUGGGCCGCAUGGUCACAUGCCACCCAUGACAGCCGCUUUUCCAUACAUACCCCCUUUUGCACCGACUGCACACACGACUUUCACUUCCUCAACACACCCAGUCGAGCCAUUUAUGUGGUCUUCGCCCAAUGCCAUGCCUUUAUCAGACCCAUACCACCCUUUCCAUGUGGGAUAUACCACGGAUGACGUACUCAUAUCCUUGCAGUUACAGUAG
Helianthus annuus (common sunflower) is the source of this 528-nucleotide messenger RNA. RefSeq names its product pollen-specific leucine-rich repeat extensin-like protein 3. NCBI's taxonomy places the organism in Eukaryota, Viridiplantae, Streptophyta, Magnoliopsida, Asterales, Asteraceae. The coding region runs from base 1 to 528 and encodes 175 amino acids. The transcript has a single exon. The record is from RefSeq and is a predicted model, not a curated record.